GUUAAUAGAGCAGUAGUGAAUGAAACCAACAUUUUACCACAAAAGACACUCCAGAAUUCACGCCUGAUUGUCCAGACAGGCAUUAAAGUGCGUGAAAUUUGAUUCUUAACUUGCUACCUUUCUUCUUACAUCCUCAGACCUCUGUGUGGGCAUUCAUCAGUUUCGCAUUUUUGGGAUCAAACCCUUCAUCCUGAAUGCUUCUUUGGUUGUUUUUUUUCUACGGAAAUUUAUUCAAAAAAAAUCAUAUUUGCAUCUGGGUUGGUUUCUCAAUAAAAGCUGAGAUUUUCUCCUUUUUUUUAAUUGCGUGUUGUUGAUAAAAUUUCAAUAUUGUCCAAAGGGCCGGCUUGCAUUACUCUCUAGAAGCAGAGAGGGUAACAAACCUGGCGAGACUAGAAGCGAUCCACAAGCUAAGAAGAGAGAGAAAAAACAUGGGGAACGGUCAAUUGAUCCCAAUACUAGGCUUCCUUACAUGUGUGGCGUUUCUAUAUCUCUCCUUUGGAGAUUUGUGGUUCGAUUACAAAAGAGAGGCGGAGCUAGGUUUCGUAAGUAGAAACGGCACACAGUUCGUGUUGGAUGGUAAGCCUAUGUAUGUGAAUGGGUGGAACUCCUACUGGUUCAUGGACCAUGCCGUCAAUGAUCAUAGCAGACACCGUGUGGGUGCAAUGCUUGAAGCUGGAUCCAAAAUGGGUCUCACUGUGUGUCGAACCUGGGCUUUCAAUGAUGGUGGUUACAAUGCUCUCCAGAUCUCUCCUGGCAGAUUCGAUGAACGUGUCUUCAAGGCCUUGGAUCAUGUAAUCGCAGAGGCAAAAACACAUGGUGUUAGGUUGCUUCUUAGCUUAGUCAAUAACCUACAAAACUAUGGAGGGAAGACUCAGUACGUGAAUUGGGCAUGGCAGGAAGGUGUUGGGCUCAGCUCCUCCAAUGAUUCUUUCUUCUUUGACCCAUCUAUCCGCAGAUACUUCAAGAAUUAUCUGACCGUGCUGCUGACCCGGAAAAACUCGAUAACAGGGAUAGAGUACAGAAACGACCCAACGAUAUUUGCGUGGGAGUUGAUAAAUGAGCCUCGCUGCUUAACUGAUAUCUCUGGGGAUACUCUCCAAGAUUGGAUAAACGAAAUGACAGCAUACAUAAAAUCAAUUGACAAGAAGCAUCUUCUAACAGUAGGCUUGGAAGGUUUCUACGGCCCCAAGAGCCCAAAACGGCUGACGGUUAACCCGGAAAGGUGGGCAUCUGAGCUUGGUUCAGAUUUUGUUAGAAACUCUGAGUCCCCAAACAUCGAUUUUGCAUCGGUUCAUAUCUACCCUGAUCACUGGUUUCACGACCAGGGGUUUGAAGAGAACCUAAAGUUUGCGGUGAAAUGGAUGCAAUCUCACAUGGAAGACGGGGACAAGGAACUGAAGAAGCCUGUUCUCUUCACCGAGUUUGGGCUAUCGAAUCUGAACAAGGACUAUGAGCCGUCGCAGCGUGAUAGGUUCUACAGAACAAUCUUUGAUGUUAUAUACAAAUCAGCUAAGAGGAAAAGGUCAGGGGCAGGAACAUUGGUGUGGCAGUUUUUGAUAGAAGGCAUGGAAGGGUUCAACGAUGACUUUGGGAUAGUGCCAUGGGAGAAAGAUUCGAUCCAGAGACUAAUGUUGGAGCAGUCUUGCAGAUUGGGUAGGGUCACAGGACGGCAUCUUCAGGACAAGAAGUAUAGAGAAAUAUGUUCGCACAAACCCUGAUGAUGAGAGAAUUACACUUAACUACACAAGAAGAAGAAGCUUGAGAUUGAUUUACUUGGGGGGUUUAAUACAAAAGUGUUGUGUAGUAUAGUUUUGUCAAUUACAAACUUGUAAUAUGUAUCCCCCAACAUUUUGUUUAUUCUAACUUUUGGCCACGAUUAUUUUGAGUAGUCAUUAACAACCUUGGUG
This is a messenger RNA of Eruca vesicaria subsp. sativa (arugula), 1907 nucleotides long. NCBI's taxonomy places the organism in Eukaryota, Viridiplantae, Streptophyta, Magnoliopsida, Brassicales, Brassicaceae. The record is from the annotation of a GenBank genome assembly.